Molecule: messenger RNA, 345 nt
Organism: Dentiscutata erythropus
Lineage: Eukaryota; Fungi; Glomeromycota; Glomeromycetes; Diversisporales; Gigasporaceae
Source: the annotation of a GenBank genome assembly
AUGGGUGGCAGACAAUCAACACCGGUGGACAUGGUAAUAUAUAAUGAGCCUCAAAUUCGAUUUUCUCAUGGUUUGGUUGAUAAAUUACAACAAGAACUACAAAAAGAACGAGCGAAAAAAUCACAACUAACAGCGGGUAGAGGAGCCACUGAACCUAUAUUACCCAAAGAUAUAGAGGAAAUCGUUCAAGCUCGCGUUGAAAGAGAAUUAAACCGUAUUAGAGAGCGUGAUGAUGAAAUACAAAGACGUGUUGAAGUCGAAUUAGUUAAACGUAGAGCCGUCAUUGAUGAUCAUGGUAUUAAUGCCAUAGUUACUGAACAAGAUAUACAAGAAUUGAUUUUACGA